AUGCCGAAGUCGAAGAACUCCGAAGAGACAAAGACGCUUCAAAAUCCUCUUAAAAGGAACAAUAAAUCAAAAUCCUUUUCCUCAAACAAAAACUCAGAGUCAUCCAAUAACAUUAACGAGAAAGUAAAAUUUGCGGAUAAAACCAUGCGAGCUUAUAUUAUCCUCGCUGAAUCGCGUGGCUGGAGAAACGUUAAUGGUUCGAUGUUUCCAAUUUCUGUAGAGAAUCUUUGCAAUUAUAUCCGUGCAAAGAAGCCCACCAAUAGCUUGAAAAGUAUUGGAUGGUACCUCCAUGGCUUCAAGAAAUAUCACGAAAACUUGUUCCACAAUCGAGAUUGGGAUGUUGUUUGUAAGCAUCCGGAUGUGUUAAACUUGCUGAAUGAGCAUGAGACAAGGAAAAAUGAGAUGGAGGGUUGUUCGCGAGGUACUAUAAAGGGAUUUUCUGGAAUGCCGAAUGAUAAAGAAAUGAAGUUCUAUACACAACAUGAUGUCGAUGGAGAAGAGAAAAGGAUCAACAGCAAAAGCAAGGAUGUAAUAGAAUUGUUAGACGAUGAAUCUACGGAGUUCGUGUCAUCUACAAAUUGCCUUGAUACUGAACUUGUUCCCACCAACAACACUAGGACCAUUCCACCCGAAGUUCAUCUUGUUAAUCUUCUUAAUAUAGAGAUGGACUCAAUUUUACCUAAGGACUUCGAAUUUUCAGAAGCUUUGCUUGAACAUCUUCUAUCUUCGGAUCAUAUUGGCAGUAGUAAUCAUACUAAUGAAUCAUCGCAAAACGAGGCAAUGAAUUCAGAGAUGGUUGUUACCCAUGUGAUUACACCCAUUACUACUCAAUGUAAUAACUUUAAUAAAGAAGCAAUGUUCCAUGUUCUUGAUUAUCAUCCAUCAUAUGAUGGAAACUUAACGAAUGAAUUCGAAAACUCGGGAUCUAAGCUUAUGGAUGCCGAAAUCUCUUAUGACACGAUAGGAGACGGAGAAGAACGUAAUAAUCAAGAGGGGGAAGAUCCACAGAUUACGAGCAGUCUCAUUCGAAAAAAUUGUAAAAACCGCAUUGAUUUGAACGGAAUUAAAUCUACUACGACUCACAUCGAUAAUGAAGAACCUGAACCUGAAAGUUUCAAAAAUAGAUUUAAAAUGGCCCUCACGGAUUUGAAGACUAAGUAUUCGGGAUAUUGCAGUUAUCACCCCGAAGGAUGUCUGCCGGUAGAUGGCAACAGGCAUUUCGUUCUCACCGAAAGAUUGUUCAAGAGAUGGGCCUCAUUGUGUGCAUCCGGAGAUGACGUCACUUUUGACUCUUUGCCGAACUCCGACGACCUAAUCGAGUUCUCUAUCGAGAAUGCCGUAUUUGUUUGA
Molecule: messenger RNA, 1350 nt
Organism: Acaulospora morrowiae
Lineage: Eukaryota; Fungi; Glomeromycota; Glomeromycetes; Diversisporales; Acaulosporaceae
Source: the annotation of a GenBank genome assembly